Drosophila ficusphila is the source of this 1725-nucleotide messenger RNA. RefSeq names its product cytosolic non-specific dipeptidase (gene Cndp2). Gene Ontology annotation, biological process: proteolysis. Bases 150 to 1586 code for a protein of 478 amino acids. NCBI's taxonomy places the organism in Eukaryota, Metazoa, Arthropoda, Insecta, Diptera, Drosophilidae. The record is from RefSeq and is a predicted model, not a curated record. The transcript has 6 exons. Gene Ontology annotation, molecular function: metallodipeptidase activity.
GGUCACAUUGCUGUCCAUUUUAUAUUUGUACUCAAUCCAUUUUUGUUGUACUUUGUAUAUAAGCGCGCGCCCACUUCGUUCGGAUUUAAACGGUUAACGCCCGUAGUUCGUUGCAUUUCUCCAGUAGUCCGAGACAACUCCACAGUACGAUGGCCGAGCUUUCGAAUGAACUUCAGCAAUUAUUUGCCUUUGUUGAUGGCAAGAAGAGCGAUUACAUCGAGGCCCUGAGAAAUGUUGUGGGGAUACAGUCGGUUUCAGCAUGGCCCGAUAAGCGCGGUGAGAUUGAUCGCAUGGUAGACUGGACUGCGGAACGACUGAGGAGCCUGGGCGCUGAGAUAGAACUGGCGGAUGUGGGCAAGCAGACCUUGCCAAGCGGCCAGAUAAUCCCUCUACCAAAGGUUCUGCUUGGAACCUUGGGCAGUGACACCUCCAAGAAGACCGUGUUGGUCUACGGACAUCUGGAUGUGCAGCCCGCCUUAAAAGAAGACGGCUGGAACACUAAUCCUUUUGAGCUCACUGAGGUGGAUGGCAAGCUAUUCGGGCGCGGUGCCUCCGACGACAAAGGACCUGUCCUGUGCUGGAUUCACGCCAUCGAGGCUUACCAGAAGCUCAACAUUCCGCUACCUCUGAAUGUGAAAUUCGUUUUUGAAGGAAUGGAGGAGAGCGGCAGUGAAGGUCUCGACGAAUUGUUGAUGCAGCGCAAAAACGAUUUCCUAGCCGAUGUCGAUUAUGUUUGUAUCUCGGACAACUACUGGCUGGGAAAAAAACGUCCUUGCCUUACUUAUGGGCUCCGUGGGCUUGCAUACUUUCAAGUGGAGGUGGAAUGCUCAAACAAAGAUUUGCACAGUGGUGUGUUUGGGGGCACCGUCCAUGAAGCUAUGCCAGAUCUUUGCUACUUACUCAGCAUUCUUGUAGACAAGGACACCAAAAUCCUGGUCCCUGGAGUCGAACGCGACGUUGCCCCUCAGCUGAAGAACGAGCAAUCAAUUUACGAAAACAUUGACUUCGAAGUUUCUGAGUACAAGAAAGACAUUGGUGUUGACCAGCUGCCGCAUAAUAGCGAUAAAAUCAGACUGCUACAAGCCAGGUGGCGUUAUCCCAGUCUGUCUGUCCACGGAAUCGAGGGUGCAUUUUAUGAACCAGGCGCGAAAACAGUUAUUCCGAAAAAAGUGAUUGGCAAGUUUUCCAUUCGCCUUGUGCCCGAUCAGGACCCAAAGCACAUUGAAGAAUGUGUAGUUAAUUAUCUUAAUGAUAAAUGGGCUGAGCGUGGUUCGCCAAAUAAAAUGAAGGUUGUUAUGCUCUCGGCUGGCAAGCCCUGGACUGAGGACCCAAACCAUCCGCAUUAUGAGGCUGCGAAGCGGGCUAUUAAGCAUGUUUUCAAUGUAGAACCGGACAUGACUCGUGAGGGGGGCUCCAUACCAGUAACAUUGACAUUGCAGGAAGCAACUGGGAAAAACGUGAUCCUCGUACCAGUGGGAGCAUGUGACGACGGAGCUCACUCUCAAAAUGAAAAAAUCGAUAUUUACAACUACAUUGAAGGCACUAAACUUCUUGGCGCCUAUCUGCACGAAGUGGGAAAAUUAUAAAUACAUACUGCUAUUUUCAUAAAACACAUUAACCCGAUGAAACAUCACAAUGGUGCCCUUAUUGAAACAAAUUUAAUGUGAAUAAUAAGACUUUAACUGCAAAAUAAAUAUGGUAUUUUAUUUUGUUUCAGUACGGAAA